UAAUUAACCCAAAUUCAAGGACUCUUCUCCUUUCCUCCGCCCUGUUUUCUCUUCUCCUUUCCUUCCCCCCGGGCCUUUUGCCUGGUUGGAGACUUUGCUUCCUGUCCUCCGUCUCUCUGGUUGACAAAAAAGUCAAAGCUAGUUUGAACCAACAAGGUUUAAAGAUUGUUCGAGUAAUCUUCUAUUUCGGAGAAGUUUUCCAUUCGAUUAAGCAACUGUUUAUAAACAUCUCGUCUAUUUUCGGCGUGGCCGUGUGCUACUUGGAGUUGAAAUCUUGCAUGAUGAGUGGGGCGAUCAGGAAGGCCAAUACAUGAUAACCAUUUUCAUUUGCAUGUAUUGAUACAAUGUAUCAAUUAUGAGUGAUGGAGUGCAACAAAGAAGAGGCGAUCAGGGCUAAAGAGAUCGCGGAGAAGAAGAUGCAAAACAAGGAUUUUGUGGGGGCUCGGAAGAUUGCACUUAAGGCCCAACAACUCUAUUCUGAUCUGGAUAAUAUUUCCCAGAUGAUUAUGGUUUGUGAUGUACACUGCUCUGCUGAGAACAAGGUUUAUGGAAACGAGAAGAAUUGGUAUGGUAUCCUCAAAAUCGAACCAACAGCAGAUGAGGUAGUUAUAAAGAAGCAAUAUCGGAAGUUUGCUCUCAUGCUUCAUCCUGAUAAGAACAAGUUUGCUGGCGCGGCAGAUGCCUUUAAGCUGAUUGGGGAAGCUCAAAGAGUGCUCUUGGACCGUGAAAAACGGAUGUUGCAUGACACUAAAUGUAGAGCUUUCGCAAGACCCACACCACCAACUCGGGGCCCACAGCAGGCGAAUUGGAACUCAAAUGUUGGGAAACAGCCUUGGGUUCAAAACAAUCUAAAGAAAAGUUCUUCACACUUCACACACUUGAAUAUGCAGCACCAGCAGCCACAACAGCAAGCCCAAUCAGGGUCUAACAACCGACGAACUUUCUGGACGCUCUGUCCUUUCUGUGGCAUAAGGUACCAGUUUUAUAUUGAAGUGCUCAACAAACUUCUUUCUUGCCAAACUUGCAAAAGGUCAUUCACUGGGUAUGAGAUAAACCCUCACAGUAGCUCACAAGGGACCAACAUGAGUCAGCAUUUAUUCCCAAAAAAUGUUCCCAGUCAAGGUGCUUCUAAGGUUGGCCCACAGAGAAAUGUUGGUGAUCCGAACCCAACAAGGGAUCGGUCUGAGGAUAUUAAUUCCUCGCGAAAGAUGAAUGGUAAGAGAAUGAAGCGGGUAUCAGAAUCCAGUGAAAGUUGCAACACUGAAAGCAGCUCUGACUCUGAAGACGAUACUGUUAUUGAUGAGGAUGGUGAUCCUCUGGCUGGACAGAAGGAAGGAUAUUCAGGAGAGCAGCACCGUCGAAGAUCUAAUCGGUCUAAAAGGGAUAUUUCUUAUAAUGAAACUUUAAGUGACGAUGAUAACUUUGUUAUUUCUUCAAAAAGGGCAAAGUACAGUGGAUCCUUCCCUGAUACUGGUCAGGAGGCUGAAGCUCCAAAACAGCAAGAUGAGCCCCAAACAGACAAACCAGCUGGAUGUGCUACUGACAUGGAAGCAGCUGAGACUAAGGUGAAACACAAUGGAAGUGCCUCUAACAGCGGGAACUUGCAAAAUGGAAAAGAAGAAACUAAGAAGAUGAAUGAAAACGCAACAACAGAAGAUGACAACCAUAAGAAAAGUUCUAAAGCUACUGGUGAGUCUUCAUCAAAUGAAGCGACAGAUCCAGAAAUUUAUGAAUAUCCUGAUCCUGAUUUCAGUGACUUUGAUAAGGAUAGAAGAGGAGAGUGCUUUGCAGUUGGGCAAACCUGGGCUAUUUAUGAUACUCUAGAUGCCAUGCCUAGAUUCUAUGCUCGAAUUAGAAAGGUUUUUUCUACUGGGUUCAAGCUGCGGAUAACUUGGCUAGAGCCUGCUCCGGAUGAUGAGGAUGAGAUCAAAUGGGUAGAUGAAGGUUUGCCAGUUUCUUGUGGCAAGUUCAACCAUGGAAAAUCUGAAACCAGUGAAGAUCAUGGUAUGUUCUCACAUUUGAUUUACUGGGAGAAAGGUAACAAGAGGGACACUUACAAGAUAUAUCCAAGAAAGGGAGAAACUUGGGCCCUCUUCAAGAAAUGGGAUAUAAAUUGGUACUCUGAUCCAGACAGUAGGAGGAAGUAUGAAUUUGAGUUCGUUGAAGUUUUGUCAGAGUAUGCUGAGGAUGUUGGUGUUUCUGUUGCGUACUUGGGUAAGGUGAAAGGCUUUGCGUGUCUCUUUUGCCGAACUGUGAAGAAAGGAAUGGACUCAUUUGAAUUACCCCCAAGUGAAUUAUUCAGAUUCUCCCACAGGGUUCCUUCCUUUCAAAUGAGUGGGGAUGAAGGAAAAAAUGUUCCUAAGGGAUGUUUUGAACUUGAUCCCGCUUCUCUUCCUACCAACCUCGAAGAAAUUUCAGUACCUGAUUUGAAUGUUGGUGCUGGAAGCAUGAAUCCUAAUGGUUAUUGUUCUAAAUCUCCAGCAGAAAAGAUGGAACCGAUGAUGGAAUGUGAUGGAAAUGCCUCUGGGUGUCAGGUAGAUCCCAAUCAGAAUGUUUCUAACAAUUUUAAUGGAGACACUGCUGCUGCCUCACCUUCAAAUUCUGAAGCUUAUGAAAUUCCUGAACCAGAAUUUUACAACUUUGAUGCUGAAAAAUCCCCGGAGAAGUUUCAGAUUGGUCAGCUUUGGGCGUUGUACAGUGAUGAAGAUGGUUUGCCAAAGUACUAUUGUCAGGUUAAAAGAAUUGACUUUCAGCCGGAGUUUAAAUUGCAUGUAGCGUGGCUUAAUGCCUGCUCACUGCCAAAGGGUAUGAUGCAUUGGCGUGACAAAAAGAUGCCGAUUACGUGUGGGAGAUUUAAGGUUAAAAAGGGUACAUCCCAGAAAUAUACUGCUACCCAUCCCUUUUCUCAUCAGUUAAAAGUAGAAAUUACGGAUGAGAAGGAUAUCUAUGUCAUAUUUCCUAGGAAAGGUGAGGUUUGGGCAUUAUAUAAGAACUGGAAUGCUGGAAUUAAAUGUUCUGAUUUGGACAACUGUGAUUAUGACAUGGUGGAAAUCCUUGAGGAAAAUGACUCAUGGAUAGAAGUUUUGCUUUUAGAGUUGGUGAAUGGUCAUAAGUCAGUUUUCAAGGCUCAAAUUAAGGAAGGAUUGACCGUCACGACGAAGAUCCCUCGAGUUGAGCAGCUUAGAAUCUCCCAUCAAAUUCCUGCUUAUCGUUUGACGGACGAGAGAGGUGGUAGUCUUAGAGGCUUUUGGGAGCUUGAUCCUGCAGCAUUGCCAGUUCUUUUUUUCUGUUCAAGUUAACGGGGGCAGGACGAUCACUCUUAUCCCUUCUUGUGGGCUUGUAUACACCCCAUAUUUAUGCUAUGCCUUUCUGGCCGAGGGACGCUGUUCAUAGUUUGGGUUCAAAAAAGAUAAACAGAUAGAGAGUAAAUCCUGAUCUGAGUGUGCUUCCUAUGGGUUGGAUGUCGGGAUUUGGUCUCUUUCUAGCUUGCAUAAGACACAGAAGGUGUCGUACUGGUUUCAUGUAACAUUCCUUUCUCCCGUGUCCAUACUUUUUGAGUGUAAUAUGCACAGCUUGGUCAACCCGGCUUAUAAGUAAAAGAUGGUAUCGGGAAUGCGACUAUAUGAGCCAUUAGUCUGAAUUAAAGCCUAAUUUUAUCUCGAGUUCCUUUAACUUUGUGGUUAGUUUUUUGUUCUUCUAUAAGACUCUUUUUAGGCUGCAAUCACAUUUAUGCUUAACGUUGCUGUCCGAAAUUCGGGAAAUGGUCUUCGUUCUCUUCUUUUCCUUUCCUGCUGUGAACAGUAUGUAGAGACUUUCAUUUGCAACUCAUUUGUAAACUCCAAGUACAGUAAUUCAGAAGCCUCAUUAGCUCUGGUUCUUAUCAGUUGGUAGUAUAUAUGAAAUUUGCUUAGUUUUAA
Cornus florida is the source of this 3917-nucleotide messenger RNA. RefSeq lists its product as uncharacterized. NCBI's taxonomy places the organism in Eukaryota, Viridiplantae, Streptophyta, Magnoliopsida, Cornales, Cornaceae. Bases 363 to 3299 code for a protein of 978 amino acids. The transcript has 4 exons. The record is from RefSeq and is a predicted model, not a curated record.